CCUUGUCCCCCAUCCGAGGUAGAGCUUUUCUUCUUGGGGACUCUUUAUUUCACAAAGCGCCGAACUGAGGGCUGUUCUCCCGUCGGGUCCCUUUCUGGCGGCGGGGCUGCAGAAGGUGGCUUGUCCUCAGGCAGGGAGGAAGGAGGGUCGACCCCAGGGGCGCUGGAGGGGGCUGAGAGCCAGGCAAGGAUGCUGUCCGGAAGGAGAGCCUGGUGAAGCCGUCCAGGGUCGAGAAGCAAGAGGUCUGGGGUCCGGCCACGAGUUUCGGGAAGGAUGGGAUGUUGCACCGGGCGCUGCACUUUGAUUCUCCUCUGCACUUUACAGCUGCUCGCUGCCUUAGAGAGACAAGUUUUUGAUUUCCUGGGAUACCAAUGGGCUCCAAUUCUUGCCAAUUUCCUCCACAUCAUCAUUGUUAUCCUCGGCCUCUUUGGUACAAUCCAGUACAGGCCACGCUACAUCGUGGUGUAUGCCAUCUGGACGGCCAUCUGGGUCACCUGGAACAUCUUCAUCAUCUGCUUUUAUUUGGAGGCUGGCGGCCUUUCAAAGGACAGUGAACUCUUGACUUUUAACAUUUCCCGGCAUCAGUCAUGGUGGAGCGAAAAUGGCCCUGGCUGUGUAAGAAAGGAGACCCCCAUGGUAGGCCUCAAGGGCUUGGACAGCCAUUCCUACGUCUCUGUGAUCGGCUGUGCUUUGGAGUAUCGCUACAUUGAAGUCAUGCACAGUGCACUGCAGAUUCUGGUGGCGCUGGUGGGCUUUGUCUAUGCCUGUUAUGUUGUCAGUGUAUUUACAGAAGAAGAAGACAGCUUUGAUUUCAUUGGUGGAUUUGACCCAUUCCCUCUCUACCAUGUCAAUGAAAAGCCCUCCAACCUUUUGUUCAAGCAGACCUACCUGCCUGCGUAAGUAAAAACGAUCUAGAGGCUAGACUUGGCCUGAAGUCAGCCAUCCAGAAUUCAAACACCAGAUAUUUCAGCUGCGCAGAAAGAGAAGCAGCUGCAAAGUAAUGUCGAACACAUUCCGCUCUAAAGGACACACACACAGGAAGACUGUACUUUGACAAGUGGCCAUUCAAGGAAAUAUAUCAUUUUGCUGGCCAGCUCCUCAUUAACAUGCUGGCUCAUUAGCGGACUCACAGGUUUUGUUAUCAAUGAAUGGAAUGGGAAUAUUACUACCCUCCUCUUCACCCUUUUCUCCAUUGAGGCUCCUCAUUGAGAAUCAAAUGAGAGCAUUUUGAACAUUUCCACUGGAUUCUUUAUUUUCACAUUGCAGAAGUAAUUCCUUAACGCUUCGGGCAUUUGAAGACUUGGUGAUUAUAAAUGGUCUUAUCCUACUCUGCUCCAUGUUCCCCAAUCCCAAAUUCCAAACUAUCUCACUUGUAAUGCACAAAUUGCUAGUUGAACUCACAGAUCCUCUAGUAUUUUUCCUUAGCUAUCCUAAGUGAAAUUAUUUAGAUCCCAGUUCUCCCAGUUUUCUAGUGACCCACCCACUCCCUUUCUGCCUUCAACUGAUCUCCAUGGAUGGAAACUCUGUUGGGAUUGUUUCUGGAUUUCAAAAGACAUUUGUACAGCAGCCUUAUUCUGGAUGUCAGAUUCAUCAUCGAUUCACGAUCCCAAUUUACUGUGAUCAAACCUAAGGAGAAUGUCCUUCCCUCUACCCAAGAAAACCAAAUUGGUGCAGCAUUGCUGCCUAUGGGAGAUGUUUCAAAGCCUCACUCUGGCAAACAACUGUAGCAGUGAUGAUGCAUUGGUCCCAUAGUAUGCACAAGCUGCCUUAGACUGAAUAACAUUAAUGGUGCCACUGUCUCAGCGGUGUCAGUGGGUGUUACAACCAUUCUUAUGAACUGAGAGCAUUCAAGAUGCAYGGGACUGGACCCAUGCYCUGGCCCUGAGCCACAACCCUUCCUGGUUAUAUUCAUGUUGAUGUUAUUACAAAACCAUAGUAUGUUUUGGUCUGCAUUGCAGUGAGCCACUAAGAAUGAAGAUUGGGGGGGGGGGGGUGAAUGGAAAACCCAGAGAACUAACCGCCAUCAUUUAACCUCACAGUCAAUAUGCUGUUCACAUUGUGUGUUUGCUGCUGAUAAGUGGAAUCCUGAGGAGUGAUGAUGUUCAGGAAUCCAACCGCUCCAUCUCCAAAUGUGGUUUUCCGGACCAAAAGUCAGUAGACAUUCAAUGGGCACUUGGCAGGCCUCAUUCAACUGGGACUUUCAAGGAACAGCUCUCAUUGAAUACACCCUUGAAUUUCCUUCCUUUUUUAUAUACUUCUGAAAAACCUGGUCCCCAAAACCUACCUCUUCUGCACAAGUUGAGCUGUUUUGGCUACUUAAGCAGCAGGACUGACAGCAUGAAUAUUGGAAACAGUGGAAAGGAUAGUGUUGUUCCCAUUGGUUGCACCAGAGCAAAGUUUGCUAGAGACAUGUGUAACGUGAACUAGCCCAAAGUUUAAUGUUGUCAACUAAGCUUUUGGUGAUGGCUGGUGAGUUUGCUAGAGACAUGUGUAAAGUGAACUAGCCCAAAGUUUAAUGUUGUCAGCUAAGCUUUCGGUGAUGGCUGGUGAGUCCCAUGUUAGUGCAGUGCUGAAUUCACUCCAGGCUUUAGUCUGAACCAGUACCUUGGAUAGUUUAUUUAGAAUUCAGACUACUAUCUAGAGUAUAUUCACCAUUCCAAUGAUAUGGAAGGCACUGCAGGAACAGGCAAGCAACAGAAGUGGGAGAAGGCAAAGGCAGGAGCAGCAACCAGGACACAUCCAGAAUUUCCUGCAACACUGCAUGAACUAUGUUUGUAUCACACAUACGCAUCUCCACUCUUGCCUGCAAAAAGCUGUAACUAGCCGUAACUAUUCUAUGCUUUUCCUGUCAAGCCCUAACAGCCUGCUGCUAUCAUCAUUUAUCGGUGCUCCAUGGAAGAGGCAGUUGGUCUUGGCUGUACAGGGAAAGGAAGUGAGGUUAUUUUCCUGGAUGUCUUAUGUUUCCCUUCGCUUUACAACCCAGACUAGCUGCUCCUUUUUCCCAAUGAUGUAAGUAGCAGCAGCAAAAUACUUCCGAGGGUGGACAGCUAUAGCAGGGGGUUUUAGGUGGCUCACAAAGGGCUAGAGAAUGUCCCUUGUGCCCCAUCCAAAAUAUUAGUGUCCAACUUGGAGUUUCGUACACUUGUAACUCCGAGUAGCAUGUAUAAGCGACUCACAGGAUCCCAGCUAUCAUCUACCAUGCCUCCAAGUUCUGUUGUUCCCUCUGAGCAUAUUUGCAAGUAAAAUAGAUUUUCCAGUGACAACGACUGCUAUCCUAUGCCACUUUGAAAUCUUUAGAGAGGGGACAGGUUAUAAAUGUUUUAAUCAAUACAUCACAUCUGUGUAGCAUAAAUCUCUGUAUACGGAGUUAUGCACUGGAUAUGUUUCACCAUCCAUGUGUUGAAUAGCAAUGUGGAAGACCCAAACACACAUUCGCAUGCACACCGACACCAUAUUCACAGUUCUGUUUCUGCAAACAAAAUGAACCAAAUGGACUUAAGAAAGAAAGAAAAAAAAUCCAAACUCUUCCACAAGAGGAACUGACACAUAUGGAGGACACCAAGAGGAUUCCAGUCAGCAUACUGUGGCCCUUCUACUCUCAUUGCAAAGUAUUGGGUGGGGCGGAUGGGAGGUUGAUCUUGAUAAGGCAGGUAUGAUCCUGAAGGUUAACAAAACAGACAUGAAAAUAGCUCAAAGUGGUAUGUUGAUAUAUACAAAUGUUGCUGCCAAUGUUUUUCAAACCCCUCUUGGGAGUGUAAUUAUGGAGGACUGUUGUGACUGGACUAAUAUGUAGAAAUUUACCAGUACACCAUUGGUAAACACUGGUCUUAGAUUCUAAUAAAAGGUGAGACAAAGUUAUGGAGUUUUGGUGUAGCAAAAACUGGUGGCCACGGUGGAUAUUUUGUGUUUUGCUGCCCAGUUCCAGUUGCUGGACAACAUCAGAGAGAGAACUCUUUGCCUUCACACUUCUCAGCAGCUGACCAUUGCUGGGAACAGAAAGCUAAUCUAGUAGAUAUAUCUUUGGUCUGAUCCAGCAAGGUCCUUCAUAUUUGCUUAAGACACCCAUGAAUUACAUCUGUUGGGCUGAUACAUAACAGGCCAGUACCUGAUGCCUUUCUCCAAGUGCUUUUUCCUAGACAGGCUUGGAAGAUGACCACAAAGAAAAAGAAUCAACAUGGUAUACAGGUCUGAGUGUUUAGGAUUUCAGUCGCUGCAAAACCAAGGACAAAUUACACUUUCUCAGCUUCACAAGUGAGCACUGGCAACCCCCUCUGGAAAAAAAACCUUUCCAAGAAAGCCCCGUGAUAAGAGUCACCAUAAGGCAAAAACUAUUUGAAGACACAUAACAAGGAUAAAGUUAGUUGCAUCUCCACUUUGCCUGAAUGUUCUCCCCAGACGGUGCACACCUGUCACCAUCUCUUCAAGAUCACAUGUUUGUAUUUUGGCAGGAUGUGAUGGACCAGCUUUUCAGUGCUGGCAUUAUACCAUUGACCCCAAUUAUUUGUCAUGGGGAUAUGUGUGUGGUUUUAUAUGACAGUUACAUUGUUUGUAUCAGUUUUGUUUUUAACAUUCAUGUAUGUAAACUUUUGUAACACACCUUGAGUCUUCUCCAGAAAAGAGAGUCUAAAAAUGGAAUAAACCAUAAGCUGUAGCACA
Messenger RNA from Anolis sagrei ordinatus, 4656 nucleotides. RefSeq names its product sodium/potassium transporting ATPase interacting 4 (gene NKAIN4). NCBI's taxonomy places the organism in Eukaryota, Metazoa, Chordata, Lepidosauria, Squamata, Anolidae. Gene Ontology annotation, biological process: regulation of sodium ion transport. The record is from RefSeq and is a predicted model, not a curated record.